Haemonchus placei is the source of this 375-nucleotide messenger RNA. Lineage: Eukaryota; Metazoa; Nematoda; Chromadorea; Rhabditida; Trichostrongylidae. The record is from the annotation of a GenBank genome assembly.
AUGAAACGGAGCUCCUUGUCUCCAGGGACCUCUGACAACACAUUUGUGUGGCCCGCAAACUCAACCCAGCUGUCGACAAGAAGUACUGUCAGUGAAAGGGACGAUGGCCGAACCACACAUUCCUUGCCGAAAGCUGAGACUUGCGACUUCGUCAUGAUGUGGGUCUUUCCGACCAACACCAGCAGGUUUGGUGCCUGCCAAUGUUCCAUCUGCGGGAAGACUCCUUUUUUCUCGGGGAAAACAGCGAAAAGUUUCUCUCCUAGCCGUCCGUCUGCAUAUAUCACUGGCAUGGCAGAAAACGAGUGUGUAAGCGAGGAAACAGACUGCGCCACUCGCAUGACCUGCUCCGAGCCAAACGGUGCCAACGUUCUGUAA